AUGUCCAGUGUCACCACCGUGAUGGAUAUCCUUCUCCUGGGGUUCUCUGAGUUCCGGGAGCUCCAGCUGGGCCACGCCGUGCUGUUCCUGCUGGUCUACCUGGACGCUCUGAUGGGGAAUUUCCUCAUCAUCACCGUCACUGCCCUCGACCGGCACCUCCAUAUCCCCAUGUACUUCUUCUUCAGGAACCUGUCGGUCCUCGACCUCUGCCUCAUCUCCGUUACCGUCCCCAAGUCCAUUAGUAACGCCGUGAUUAACAGUAGAUCUAUUUCCCGGCAGGAUGCAGUGGGAAUCCUCACGGCGAUGUCCUACGAUGGCUACGGGACCAUCUGCCGCCCCCUGCGCUAUGACAUUAUCAUGGCUCCAAGGGCCUUGAUCCACCAUUUCUUCUCCGAUGCCCCCCAGGUAUUAAAGCUCGUCUGCCCUGAAGACAGCGGGAGAAAUGCCAUCCACAGAGAGCCGAGCUUUGGAGCCUUCUCCACCUUCCUGCCCCUCCUCGUCGUCGUCACCUUGUUCCUUUCCUCCGGUGGGUUUGAAUAUCUCAAUCCAGUUCCUGAGUCCCCUUCUCUUCCGGACUUCCUCCUCCCCAUGUUCUAUGCCGUAGUACCCCCAACUCUGAACCCUGUCAUCUAA
Molecule: messenger RNA, 633 nt
Organism: Tachyglossus aculeatus (Australian echidna)
Lineage: Eukaryota; Metazoa; Chordata; Mammalia; Monotremata; Tachyglossidae
Product: olfactory receptor 14J1-like
Exons: 4
Coding region: 1-633 (210 amino acids)
Biological process (GO): G protein-coupled receptor signaling pathway
Cellular component (GO): membrane
Molecular function (GO): olfactory receptor activity; G protein-coupled receptor activity
Source: RefSeq, a predicted model, not a curated record